GGGAACUCACUCCGCCCGCCAUUCCUUGAUCCUAUCACGUCAAAUCCCGUGCAGCGCGGGGAUUUUUGGCAUUGGACCACGAAGCUUAUUUAUAUCCUCCAACGCAAUCAUCCACCACCACGCGUGUGGAGGAGAUGGAGAACCCCUCAUUCGCGGGGUGUACGAUCACGCUCUGGGGCCCCCCACCGCUCCACCGCGACAGACCCUGGCGUCGCAAGAUCGGUGCUUCCGUGGAGCCUGCUCGAGAUAUUUUGGCUCACGUACAUACACGUAUGCUUCGAGCUUCUCAGCCGUAUGUAUCAAAGGAUGGCACUCCGUUGUCCGCUGGAUAAAUAGCAGACUGUCUCCACGGUGAUUCCGUUCAUCACAUCCUCAGGUUCUCUCCGACUCCUUCGUAUCGGCUCAAAUCAUGCAGUUCUUCCCGUCACUUCUGAUUCUUGCGGCAGCGCUCCAGGGAGCCCUGGCUGCCACCGGAGAUAUCAUCGAAGGUGCCUAUAUCGUCAUGCUCAAACCCGAAACCCCGGAGCCGGAAUUCGAAGCGCACUGCAGUUGGGCCGCAGGCAUCCAAUCCCCCGGUGUCGCGAAGGGGAGUGGCAACGGCGAGUUCCCCGAGGGGGUUCUAAAGCACACGUACCUGUUCGGAACCAUGAAGGGAUACGUUGGUACUUUCGACAACAAGACCAUUGAGGAGAUUGCCACUCGUCCUGAGGUCAAUUACAUCGAACCCGAUCGCGUUGUCAGCGCCGCCAAUCCCCUGAUCACCCAAUUCGACGCUGGCCCUGGUCUCGGACGCAUUUCGCACCGCAGACCGUCAGUGAACUACGUCUACAGCGCCGAUGCCGACAACUGUAAUGGCACCACCGCAUACGUCAUCGACACUGGUGUCCUUGCCACACACGAGCAAUUCCAAGGCCGUGCCAUCAACGUCGCCAACUUUGUCGACGGCGUCCCAACCGACGAGAAUGGCCACGGAACGCACGUUGCCGGCAUCAUCGGCGGCCGGGACUUCGGAGUCUGCAAGGAGAUCGAGCUCCUCGCCAUAAAAGUUCUCGGCGCCGACGGCUUCGGCACGCUUUCCGGCGUCAUCGCCGGUGUGCAAUACGCCGCCACCGACGCCGCCAACGAGGGGCGCCGCGGCGCGUCCGUCGCCAACAUGUCCCUCAGCUCGCUCCGCUCAGCCGCGCUGAACCUAGCCGUCAACAACGCCAUCGACAGCGGCCUGCCGAUCGCCGUCGCCGCCGGCAACAGCGACGCCGAAGCGAGCAACUACUCUCCCGCGUCGGUACCCAUCGCGCUCACCGUCGCCGCCAUUGACCCCACCACGGAUGUCCGCGCCGGGUUCUCCAACUUCGGGCCCAGCGUCGACCUCUUCGCGCCCGGCGUCAACAUUCUGUCCGCUUACAUCGGCAGCAACGAUGCGGUCGCCGUCCUGAGCGGAACCUCAAUGGCCUCCCCGUUCGUCGCCGGCGUCGUCGCUUACUUCUUGGGCUUGUUCGGCGCCCUGACCCCCUGCGAGGUCACGGAGCUCCUGCUCGACGUCGCGACUAGGGGCAGGGUCAUCGGUCCUGGCCCAGGAUCUCCCAACGCGAUUGUCUUCAACAACGCUACUGCUACGCGUUGUCGUUGA
Messenger RNA from Tricharina praecox, 1627 nucleotides. Its product is annotated as alkaline protease. NCBI's taxonomy places the organism in Eukaryota, Fungi, Ascomycota, Pezizomycetes, Pezizales, Pyronemataceae. The transcript has 3 exons. The record is from RefSeq and is a predicted model, not a curated record. Gene Ontology annotation, molecular function: serine-type endopeptidase activity. Gene Ontology annotation, biological process: proteolysis. Bases 410 to 1627 code for a protein of 405 amino acids.